This is a messenger RNA of Cercospora beticola, 1800 nucleotides long. RefSeq lists its product as uncharacterized. The record is from RefSeq and is a predicted model, not a curated record. Gene Ontology annotation, molecular function: phosphopantetheine binding. Gene Ontology annotation, cellular component: cytoplasm. NCBI's taxonomy places the organism in Eukaryota, Fungi, Ascomycota, Dothideomycetes, Mycosphaerellales, Mycosphaerellaceae. Gene Ontology annotation, biological process: secondary metabolite biosynthetic process; amino acid activation for nonribosomal peptide biosynthetic process.
AUGGCGCCUUUGAUGGACUGCGAGCCAGGCCUACAACGAGACCAAAUCGAUCCAAGCCAGCUCGAGAAGAAAAUUGAACAUUGCAGCAUUAAUCUAAGUCCAUACCAUGUGGACAAGACGGGUCUCGAGUUGGUUUCCGAAACACUUCCGGGACUGCUGGAGAGGCAGGUUGGGCUUACACCAGAUGCUCUUGCAAUUGACAGCUACGAAGGCCAAUGGACCUAUUCGCAGCUGCAGGAGGAGAUGCUCAGUCUCCAGAUUUAUCUCCAAAACCAUGGAGUAGCAAGCGGCGCCCGAGUUGGCAUCUUGCUUCCACUCUCUGCGCGAGCCGUCAUGGCAAUUCUCGCAAUCAUGGAUAUCGGAGCAGCUGUGGUGCCAGUAGACCUUCACCAUCCUCCCGCUCGGCAGAUGACCAUCUUUCACGAGUCGAAUGUGGAGCUUGUUGUGUCGGAUAAGAGAGAAAGCAUGCUCGAGGAUUUCAGGCAGGAAUACUCUGUAAUCGACUUGAGUGAUCUGAAAGCGGGUGGUCAAGAAGGACGUGGACCGACAGGCACCCAUGCUGGCCCUUUGCCCAGCAAUGCCAGCAUAUCUUCGGCGCAGCCUCAAGCCGAUGCAUACAUUGCGUUUACAUCGGGCUCCACCGGUGUUCCGAAAGGGAUUGUUCAAAGCCACGCUGCGAUAAUCACCAUGUGCAAAGCCAUGGUAGCACCGUUGGAAGUCCAGGCAUCUUCUCGAAUCGCACACGUUGCACCGUACGUGUUCGAUGUUGCAAUGAUGGAAAUCGCAUUGAGCUUCGGUACCGGAGCAGCGCUUUGCAUUAUGAGCAAGAGAGAUCUCGUCAUGCCGGAGCCCGGAGAGCUGGAGGAGAAUCUGAACCGGUUCAAGAUCACGCAUUUCACGUUGUCGCCAACGAUGCUGAGAUCGAUCAAGGUCGAUUCGGUCCCCACUAUGCGAAUGCUCAGCGUUAUGGGUGAGCCGCUGGAUCGCAGGGCUGUGAAACUUUGGUCUGUUUCACGAAAGUCGCAACUGCGACAGAUGUGGGGAUGUACUGAAGGCACGAUCUUGCAAUCCAUCACCCCACCCCUCCAGAGCCACGAUGAGCCGCAGAAUAUUGGCUCCAGCCUCUAUCGCGUAUGUCGGCUAUGGAUCACAGAUCCGGAAGACGUGGACGUCCUACGCGAGGAUGGUGAGGCUGGCGAGCUUGUCGUAGAGAGUCGUGCGCUUGCAAGUCGAUACAUCAACCGGCCGGACCAGACAGAACGCUCAUUCCUGGCGAACGUGGCGUGGAAAAAGCCCUCUUCGGACACACGAUACUAUCGUACUGGUGACCUGGCCCGCAAGGAAUCCGAUGGGACUGUCACCUUCCUCGGCCGCCAGGACGGGCAGAUGACUAUACGUGGCGAGCGAAUCGAGCUGGGAGAGAUUGAUUAUCACAUCGAGCAGGCGGGCUUGCUCCAAGGGCGAGGUGACUGCUUUGCCGAGUUCGAGCCGUCGACUCAGACCAUCGUCGGAUUUGUCUGUGGCCAUGCGCGGGAGCCCAGCGUGAGCGACAGUCCACUUACGCUCAUAUCUUGGGAAGAUGCAGCGGUGAGUAAGGAGGUGCUGGGGGAGACCAUGCUCAACCUCAUUGAGGAGGGUAAUCUGGCCCCUCAGAUGGUGCCAAUGUGGUGGUUCCCGUUGGCUGCGAGGCCGUUGACUAUCUCGCACAAGACUGAUCGAGCAAGACUGCGAACCAUGAUGGGAGAGCUAUCGCAUGAGCAGUGGACCAUGUAUCGUGUCGUUUCCGAAGACGCUCUUUAG